Messenger RNA from Tetranychus urticae (two-spotted spider mite), 5132 nucleotides. RefSeq lists its product as uncharacterized. The record is from RefSeq and is a predicted model, not a curated record. Gene Ontology annotation, molecular function: calcium ion binding. Lineage: Eukaryota; Metazoa; Arthropoda; Arachnida; Trombidiformes; Tetranychidae.
AGAUUAUUGAGAACUGAAUGGCAAUGAAUAUCCUGUAAACAUUGAAAGAUAGGAAUAGAUUAUCCAGAUCAUUUUAAUCAACAACAAUAUAUCUUUAUCAGCAUGGAAUUCAUAUUAAUUUUUAUCAUUAAGCUUUUUUGCUCCUUUUCUCACUUUACUCAGACCUUCUCUGUCUACAAACUUGAACAAUUAGCUGAUUAACCAUUGACACUUGAAAGCAAAAAUAGUCUUUCGAUUCUCCCUCAAUUAAUUGAUUUAAUGAUUUUUCUUUCUCUCUCUCAUUCAGUAAUUAUUGAUAAGCAAAAUAGUGAUGGAUUAACUGACAUCGACUCUUCAUGACUUUAUUUUCAUUUACUAUUAGUUUUCAUCUCUAUCCUAGUAGAUUGUAUUCAGUUCAAUCUAAUAGGAUUAAAUUAUCAUGAGCUUACUGUUCAUCGAAGUAAAACACCAUCAAGUUAAUCAACUUACACUCAUACAAUCGACUAAUUGUCAAAUAACCAAUGGGAUUCUCUGACAUACUAUUUUCAUAAAUACAUAACUCAUCCUAACUGUGUAUUGUGUUUAACCCAUUCCCAAAUAACUUAUUUUCAUCAUCUGUUUUAAUUUAAUCAUCUUUAUUGGAAUGAUCUCUCAUCCUUAUUACUUAAUUAACCCCAUCUUAACAAUGAAAUCAAAGUCAUAUAAUUUUUUAUUAUUCAUCAUCUUCAUCCUUGCCUCUAGUCCAAUAAUUGUCUCAAUUGAAAAUGGAACCUCAGAUAUGGUGGUAACCAGUGCAUGGAAGAGGAUGCUUGGUGAAAAUAGACCUCCAACCGAUGACGAUUAUCUUUACGUAAUUGGUCCAAAUGCAUGUAUGAAUAUUGUUUAUAAGAAUCCACCGCAACCUAAUUGUGAUACGACCGGCAUUGAAAUCAGUUUCAUGUAUUGGGCCAAUUGGAAUAAAACUAAAUUCUCUGUGGUUAAAGAGGGAACUGAAUUAUUUAGAUUGGCUGUGAUGCCCUGCCAUCGAUCCAUGCCAGCCACCAAAUUUAUCCUUUUUGAUGAUUUUGAUCCAUCCACUUGGAACUAUGCUGUUUAUACUGCUGCCAGAAACAACGAGUUCAACUUUAAAUGUGAUAAAAGAGUUGACAUUGAAGUUUGCGAUAAUGAGGAUUACCAGGAUAAAAUAGAGCCAACCGAUAAUUAUUUGGUAGCAAUUAAGGAUAUUAACUUGAAAUACAUUUGUGUAUCGAAAAAUGCUCAAUCUUUACUUUCAAAUGAAUCGUGUAGUAGUGAUACUGAAUCCCCAGUUAGAUGUGUGGAUGCUACUUGUACUAAAGAUAAUUGUCCAUCAACAUUUACAAUCAAGGGUGGCUUUUGGUCAUCAGAACGAAUACCUGAACGCAGUGAAAAAUUUGGCGACUUUUGGUAUACAGAUGAAACACAUGAGACAGCGUCAAUUAUUUUAUCCGAGAAAGAUGACAUGAUGGCUUGUGUUGAUCUUGCAUAUUGGAUAACUGGUAAAAGUAGUAUUCGUGUCGAUAUUGGUGCGAUUACCCUUGAUUUUGAUACAACCCUUGAAACUGAAAGUAAUAAGUAUAAAUGGAAGACAAUCACUUUAUGCCCACGGUGGUUUGCUCAGGGCCAAGAGCAUCAAGGAGCUAAUGAAUCAGAAAUCACGUUAACAUCAAAUAUCUUCAAUAAAGAUGAUUUGGUGGCCUUUUCACUUGAGUAUCUUGGUUUACGCCGUCAAAGUCAAUACCGAACAGUCAACAAUUUUCUUCAUCAUUUUAGUCGUCCAGAAGCGAAAGGAGAAUGGACAAUUGUUCCCUCUUUUUUGGACACUUAUGCUGAUAACUCGACAAAUUUCUUUAUCGAAUUAACUUUUCCCGGUCAAAAGGACGGUAAUUCAUAUAUUUUUUCAAAAUGGUUUAAAUACAGUCCUGGACUAAGAUUCCGUGGUGUGUUGAAUGCUCAACAGCUUUUCGGAGCGUUUUCAGUAACGUUAAGUCUCCAUGAAUCAAAUGGUCACGUUGUCUUUUCAAGAAAUUUACUCAAAAUUGAUGAUGAUUCUCCAGACGAGAUGAGAUCUUUUAAACAUUUAAACGUUAAAUUUGAAAGCUUUGCGACCAAUGCUCUCAAAAAAUCAACAUUUUGCUAUAUUUUGAUUAAGGUCACUUAUAAUUCAACACAGGAAUCUAAAUUAAUUUUGAAUGAGGCUGAUGUUGGAGAUGGUUGUCGUGAAGGUGAAUUAAACUGUAUGGGCCAUGGAACGUGUAUCAAUUUGGAACCAGAUCAAUAUAAAUGCGAUUGUAAUCGAGGCUGGACUGGAUAUCAUUGUGAAGCAAUCAACUUUUGCCAAACUGUUGAUCCAUUUACUGGAUUUACAGGGGAUCAAUUUUGUAGCCAAGGUGAAGGAACAUGUAAUCCAAUGGCUUACAGUCCAGAUUCAUACACCUGUGAAUGUGAAAUAAUGAGAUAUUGGAAUUUAAAUAAAUCAUAUUCUAUGGAUAAAAGUAAACUCAUUCAGAUAAAAGGAAACUGCGAACCUGUGUCUAAAUGUGUUGGUAUGAUUGGUAUCUGUCCGCAUGGUUAUUCUUGUGAUGAAGAUACCUGGUCAUUGGAAAGGCCAUGUCAAGUAUGUAAUCAAGAUCUAGGCUUUACCAUGUACGAAGGGAAAUGUGUUAAAAUGGACGCUUGUUACAAAAGAUGUGGAACAGCUAAAUGUUUUCCAUUUGGUACCAAUUAUUAUUGUUACUGUGACAAUAAUCAUGUGUACGACGAAAACAAGCAAAGUUGUGUAUUUCCUGAAGGUUGUUCCCCUUGGAUAGCUCAAAAGUUGGGCUGUAGUCACUAUUGUACGGUACCCAACGGAGUUCCUAGCUGUGCUUGUCAUAGUGGUUACAAAUUCGUCGCAAGUGAUGGAAGUUGUAAACCGCUAUUCAAUUGUACAAUCUCUUGUCCAGAAGGAUCCGUCUGUGUUCUUGAUAGUAACAACAUGUCAACAUGUGUAUGCUCAUCUGGCUGGGAAUGGGAUGAAGGUACUGGCAAAUGUGUUGACAUUUGUAAAUUGGCUGAUAAUGGUAAUCGAAAGUGGCUUAAGUAUGUCCAUGAUACUUGUGGUGGCACUUCCCGUUGUAGUCUGAUCAACAGUCGUUUAACAUGUAUUUGCAAUCCGCCAACGGUUCGAACUAUGGAUGGUCUUUGUGAGCUUGAAAAAAUUUGCUUCCCAGGAAAUAGAGGUUUUGUUGAAUGUAAUACACGUAAUGCGUUGUGUGAACCUCGAUCGGACGGGCACACUUUUUCUUAUCGCUGUUUAUGUCCACCGGGUAAAACUUUUGUAGAUGGAUUUUGUAUUGAUAAAUGUAGGAAAAUGAAGUCUGAAUGUGAAUCAAUGAACGCUGUAUGCCGACUCAUCGAUGAAACAGAAGGAAGCCAUGUUGCAACGUGUGUAUGUCGACCAGGUUUUGUAAUGAAGUCAGGUUAUUGUUAUUUAGCACAACACGCGAUUAAAGCGACAUUCUUGGUUAAAAUAUCUGACAGUAAAUUGCAUAGAUUUGAUACAUCCGCAGACACUUUGGUGGAAACCUUUUGCAACAAAGUUGAUUCCAAAUUUCUACGAGAUUGUAAUAUAUACACUCGUGCUGUUAUCAAUCAGUGGUUCCAAACAGAACACGAAUCAUUCAUGGAUCGUAUAGUUGCCCGUUACGUUGAUUCAAUCUUGGCUCCUAAUGUUAAAAAAUUUGCCAACCAAAUGAUCGACUCUGUCACCUUGAUGUCCUAUGAAAAGGUUAAAAAGAAAGAGAAAAGGGAUACAAAUAUUGCUACACCAUCUUAUUCAUUAACUAUGCCAGCCAAGCACGAUAGUCGAGCAGUAGGUGAUUUUAAAAUAACUGUUUCAUUACAAUUAAAGAGUAAAUUCAUUGGUUUUUCGCCAAUGUUGGCAAUGUUUUGCUAUGACGUCUUUAGUCCGAAUGAUACAAGGUAUGAUUAUUGCAUGAUUCCGUCAAAAACACUAGUUCGUAAAGGAACCUUUGAAGAAUCUGAUUUAAGACCAUGUAAAGAACGUUCCAUUGAUUAUUGUCCAAAACAAUCAGCCUGUCUUCCUGACCAUGAUGAAACCAAAUAUAAAUGCGUAUGUGAUCCUGGAUUUACAUCACAAACUGCUAUGAAAUUAGACAUGGAAGAUCCAUCUUUAACUAAACACUACUGUGUCGAUGUUGAUGAAUGUUUUGCUGGUGAAACACUGUGCCAGGGCCAUUCGACGUGUGUUAACACUAUCGGAUCAUAUAACUGUGUCUGCGAUGACAAUUAUAUCGACGUUUUAGGGAAAUGUACAGAAUUAUGUGAAUUCCAAGCUUGUCAACAUGGCGAGUGUGUGAUUGCGGCAAAUCAAUCAGCCUUUUGCAGGUGUGAUCCUUGGUAUACUGGUGAUAAAUGUGAAAAAAUCAACAAAGUUGCUGUAUUUUGGCGAACAAUGACUAUUGUAGUUGCCUCAUGUUUAACAUCGAUUAUAGUGAUUUUCAUUGUGACGAGUAUCAUUGUUGCUCGAAGAUCAAAAUCACAUGCUGUUGAGAAUGGGUACCUUAAAAAUCGUAUUGAGCUGACUGACUCGAUGUACAUGCAACACAUAAGACCAACAAUGCGAAAUCUUCGGCAUCAACCAAUCUCUACAAAUUUUGACCUGCAAACCUAAGGAUCUGCCAAACUCUCGAUGAAUUUUAUCUGAAAUGGUUCACCAGUGCUUAAAGCCAAGAUGAACUUCUGCUGUGAUUGAUUUGCUUCCCUCUAAUAUCUUAUGAAGAUGGAUCAAAGUCUCUUAAACAUUAUACCCAUUGAAUUAUGUCUCAUAAACCAAGGAUAUUGGUAAUCUCUGAUUGUAUUCCUGGACUGAAGCAAGCUAAACCAGUGGAAAUAUUUAUCAGACCUGGUUGUUGAUAACAACUGAAAAAAUGAACGGAACUAAUUAAAAUGUCACCGUCAAUAUUGUAUAUACUCAGACCUUUGAGAAUUUCAAUCAACUAACGCCUUGUAAAGUAAUUUUUCCACCAAAAUCACCUCAAUUGAAGCCAAAACCAAAUUUUAUACCUAAAUACUGUUACAUUGCGAUUAUUUGAGAAAUCCAAAUAAAAGGAAAAAUUUCUUUUAUUUCUAAA